Molecule: messenger RNA, 1801 nt
Organism: Tarenaya hassleriana
Lineage: Eukaryota; Viridiplantae; Streptophyta; Magnoliopsida; Brassicales; Cleomaceae
Product: probable serine/threonine-protein kinase NAK
Exons: 6
Coding region: 256-1605 (449 amino acids)
Biological process (GO): protein phosphorylation
Molecular function (GO): ATP binding; protein kinase activity
Source: RefSeq, a predicted model, not a curated record
CUACAAAAAAAAAAAGCUCUUUUUGUACACAAACCGCGAGAUGGUGGUGGUGAUGAUUAUGCCUCCAUUCCUCUGCACCAACCUCUCUAUCACUCUCUCUCUCUCUCUCUCUCUCCAAGUUGUUGUUGUUCUUUUUUUUUUUUUCUGUCUUUUCCUGGAAUCUGAGAUUUUUGAUUCGUGGGAGGGUAUUAUGAGUGUAUAUAGAUGUACAUGCGUGAAAUCCUGAAACCCCUGCGAUGAUUUGGAGCGAAAUCAAUGGAGGAUCAUCAUCUUCGUCACCGUCGUCGUCAUCACCAUCAUCAUCACCAUCACCAAAGCACGGAGAAGUGCGGUUGCUGGGCCGUCCUGAAACGCGGUGUUCGAGGAGCCACCGCGUCUGCGUCUUCGACGCAUUCUCCAAACGCUAUUCCUCGCUCUAGCCUCGUCUACGAUGACGCCGCAUGUGGGCUGGCAGGCACGGAGAUACGGUAUCUGAACGCGAGCAACCGAGAACUCUGUCCUCCGAACGAGGCUGAUUGGGGCUCGGAGAACAAGAACAAGGGUCGGUGUCAGUUGCUGCAGUUCUCGUACCAGGAGCUGAAAUCCGCCACGGGCAAUUUCAGACCGGACAGUAUUCUUGGUGAGGGAGGAUUCGGUUAUGUCUUCAAAGGAUGGGUAGAGGAGAACGGGACCGCGGCAGCCAAACCCGGGUCGGGAAUGGCUGUCGCCGUCAAGAGUUUGAAGCCUGAUGGUCUCCAGGGUCAUCGAGAAUGGGUGGCGGAAGUUGAUUUUCUUGGACAGCUUCAUCAUCCCAAUCUCGUGAAGCUCGUUGGCUACUGCAUCGAAGAUGAUCAGCGACUUCUUGUAUACGAGUUCAUGACUCGUGGAAGCCUCGAAAACCAUCUCUUUCGAAGGACCAUACCUCUUCCGUGGUCCAAUAGGAUAAAGAUCGUGCUUGGUGCUGCAAAAGGGCUUGCCUUUCUCCAUGGUGGUCCUGAACCCGUCAUAUAUCGAGACUUUAAAACGUCAAAUAUUUUGCUUGACUCGGAAUACAAUGCAAAGCUUUCAGAUUUUGGUUUGGCGAAAGCCGGCCCUCAAGGCGACAAAACUCACGUUUCCACGAGGGUGGUAGGAACGUACGGCUACGCUGCUCCUGAAUAUGUCAUGACAGGACACUUGACGUCAAAGAGUGAUGUAUACAGCUUUGGCGUGGUUCUGCUCGAGAUUUUGACGGGUAGAAGAUCGAUGGAUAAGAAACGACCCACGGGAGAGCAAAACCUCGUGACCUGGGCACGCCCUUAUCUAUCAGACAAGCGAAAAUUUCACCAUCUCGUGGACUCUCGUCUCGAACUGAACUACUCUAUCAAGGGUGUCCAAAAGAUCUCACAUUUGGCUCACAACUGCCUUAGUCGUGACCCGAAAUCUCGACCCACCAUGGAAGAUGUCGUCAAGAUCUUAACUCCUCUGCAAGAUCUGCACGAUUACGCGGUUUUAUCGUACAAUUCACGCGUGUCUCGGCAGGGGAAGCCUAAGAAAACGGGGGAUCUCGGGGUGAGUCUGCAAAACCACGGUAUGAGAUCAAAUAGUAUCCGCGAUUCACCCGUCAAUGUGGUGGGGAAAACGUAAGCGAACAAAGGAAUUAUCCGUGUUUCCGGGUUUUUUUUCUUCCAUGAAAAUGUUUGCUUGAAGAACAGAAUUGAAGAUGGAUUGAGAUUUCUGAGAUCAUUUACAUUUGAACCCUUAGCAAAGUUCAAACGAUUGUACUAAGCGUUAAUGUGUAAAGUGUAUGUAUCAUGUAUGUUUCAUGGUACGGUUUGCUGUU